Molecule: messenger RNA, 6132 nt
Organism: Megalopta genalis
Lineage: Eukaryota; Metazoa; Arthropoda; Insecta; Hymenoptera; Halictidae
Gene: Hr3
Product: nuclear hormone receptor 3 ROR-beta
Biological process (GO): regulation of transcription by RNA polymerase II
Cellular component (GO): nucleus
Molecular function (GO): nuclear receptor activity; RNA polymerase II cis-regulatory region sequence-specific DNA binding; zinc ion binding
Source: RefSeq, a predicted model, not a curated record
GUACAUUUCGCGUAAUUUCCAUCGCGGAUCCGAUCGCCGAGAAAUUCACCUCUCUGGAAGAUACUCUGCCGAGCAGGCGACCGGGAUCGUUCGAAGGGUGAUGCGCGGGAAAGGGGCGCGGCGGGGCGCGCCGGGGUGCGAGAAGCUGUAAUCCGGGCGGGGUGGUGGCGAACGGUGGUGGUUCGACAGAGGCUGCCAUCUGGUGGCGGUCGCGGCAGGCUCGAGCCACUGCUUCCCCGUGAAGUGCAUAGCCGAAACGAGUCGUUCGGCUCCGAAACGUCAUCGGCACGAGCUUUUUCGAGGGACCGAGCGGACCCGUGACGCGUCGCGAUCGACACGCGUGCCCCGUACGCGAGUCGUGUUCCCCGCAAGGUGAUAGUUCCCGUGUUGUCCCGGUGUGUUUUCUUCCGGAAGCGAGAAUAACGAACAACGGCCACGCAUCGCCGUGCCAGGAUGACGGAGACGAUAAUGACGUAAAGCCCACGAGGCCAAGUGGAUUCGACUGGUGACCCGACUACGGGACGCGCGCGGGCCCCGCACGAUCCAUGGCCGAGGAAACGUCGUCGUUCUCCGGUGUGCCCGUGACUGGUCCAGAGAGCAGCUCGGUCCCCUGAGCCCGGGUCACGCGAAAAUCACAGCCCGUGUGUGGAACCUUGAUCCCGAAGAGACUGGACGAUGAUCGAUGUCGCGGAAGCACCGUCGCCGCGACCUGCGACGAUGCCCCGUAACAAAUCCGCUCGCGAUCGCCUCGAACUCGCGAGCUGUUUGAUCGAUGAUUGAACCGCUCCCGGACCCUGCCAGAGAGACUGUUUCCCCGUGUUAUCGUGCCCAAGAUCUGGACUACACCUGGCAGAUGUAGCUGUCGCUCUUUCUCUCUCUCUCUCUCUCUCUCUCUCUCGCUCUCUAUCUCUCUCUCUCCUUCUCCCUUUCUCCCUCUCUCUCGUAGGAUGUAAACCGAGUGACACGGUGAAGACAGAGUGAGACAGAGGACGAACGGGGGGGCGAAAUGUGAUAGAACAGGAGACUCGAACAGCCCCGCCACGUUGAACCGUUUGUUCACGGAAUAUCGACCGAAGGCCGCAGCUACCGAAUUAGUCGCGACGAAGGUCGCGAAUGAACGCGUGUGCCUCUUCCCGUGAGAUCAGCCGCGCCGAUACCACCAGCCCCAGCUAUCGCAGCAGCUCGACCAGCACAACAGCCAUCGCCGGAACAACCUACGACAACCACCGUAAACGCGGGAGCCCGUCCCGCGGCAAGUGUUUUCCGUCGUCGUUCACCGCGAGAUCCGGCCGAACGUCUGGCGAAUCGAUGCGUCCGGAUUAACGAGGGGGUAGCAUUGAAACCGAGAGUGCGGACUGGAUGUAACUCCCUCGAAAUACGGUUCUCUGAACGAGACCUACUGACCUAUCGACUACUCGACUCUCUCCCUCCUCCUCCUCCUCCUCCUCCCUCCUCCUCCCGCCGUCCCGCGUCCCGCCGCCUCCGCCGCCUCCGCCGCCACCGGUCGCCGCCUUGUUCUCCCGUUUCUUUUUUUUCGUGGCCUACGUUCGCCCUUUAAUCCGCGCGUAAACCUAAGCGAGAGCCGGGGAUAGAUCGACGCGUCGUAGGACAGCGACCGUUCGAGGAAGCGUUCCUCUUUCUCGCUUCUUCUUGUUUGUGCGCGUCGGUGUUUGCGUCCGCUGCCGAGCGUUGGGUCGCGCGCGCGGCGUAGCUGCGCGUACGAACGGGGAGGCUCGGGUGAAUCGAAGAGAGUCGUUCUUUGAACGAGACCCACUGACCUAUCGACUCGGCCGCUCCGCGCUCCUACCCCCGGCGUCUUUCCGCUCGCUGGCCACCCUCACUGCUCUUUCUGCCUUUCUCCCCUGCGUGUGCUGGCGUGUCGUCGCCGCGUCAUCACGUCGGGACGUACCGCGGUGCCACCGUUUCGUACACCCCCUCGCGGAAAGGGUAACGCUCCUGGGGGUGCCCGCCCGACGACGCACCGCGCGCACAUUCACGAGACAAACGAGUGCCUAAGGAUCUUCUCAAUUCAGGACUUCGACGAUCUCUACGCCCCCCGAUCAUCGAAGAGUCUCUUUUUUCUAGCUGUGCUUUCUCGUAGCGUAUAACCACCCCGGUGCGCAGGGUAUCUUCCCUUGUUUUCGUCUCUCUUCACCUACCUCGGUUCUUCUUUUCUAUCUCUUUCUCUUCCUCUCUUCCUCUCUUCCUCUCUUCCUUCUUCUCUCUCUUUCUCUCUCUCUCUCUCUCUCUCUCUCUCUCUUGAUCUUUUCCGAUCUUCCUCGCUCUGAUUCUCUUUGGCGGCUCGCCGUAGAUCGUCAAAUAUUGGUAGGGUAUCGAGACAAUGCGACGAAGAGUGCCUAAAAUUUUAUGCCUUCUCGACUGAUUAUUCAUAACGCGGUCGGCCACGCACGAAUGAUCGUCUAUUUUCUUGGCUGGCGGACGACUGUCUCCCGAACGACUAUUACUACUAUCCGCGAACGAGCCUCGACGCGUAAAACCAGUCGGUAAACAGUGCCUCAGAUUAUUUAUCGCCUCUCGACUGAUCGGACGGUUUUAGGAACCGUCGCGAGCGUCCCCUCGUUCAACGCGGCUAUUAUUCGCUGGUUCCCUUUCGGCGUCGAAAGGGAACGGAGACAAGUGAUCAGGGACACAGGAGGGACUUUCUCAGUUUCUUUUCUACCUUCCUUUCGGGAUCUUUGUACCCGCUCCAAGGUGAAACCUGCUUUCCCUAUCACCUCGGUGUCGUUACCGGCGAUCCACGCGAUCGCGGAUCGAAGACAGUGCGACAGAGAGCAGCUCGGAGACGUUCGCGAGCCGCCUUCGUCGAGGAUCCGGCACCGAAAGCCGUCGAACCCGACGCGGAAGGCGAGAUCGUCGUCGUCGUCGCGUAAUUCCGCCAGGCGUAAUCGAAGCGUCGAACUUUUACCGGGUCGACGGCGCGAUCGAUCGGCCAGCUCGGUCUCUCUCUCUCUCUCUCUCUCUCUCUCUCUCUCUCGGCGGUGCAUCUUUAAUCUCGGCCGCGGAAGAGAUGGCAUCCGGAUCGCAGCCCGACUACGCGGUGAUGCCCUUUGGCAACGCGAAAGAGGAUCGCGUGACGAGCGUCCAGGAAUCCGCCACCUGUGAACCCGUGACGUGUCGGUACUACGGGUCGUCGACGACGAUAGCCUGAUCGUGGAGCCGCGGUAAACAAACAGAGACUUGUGCGUACGAAACGGCGGUGCCGGGCGACACGGAGCGAUCGGGAACCGUUCGCUCUCGGGAGAGAGAAACGAGCGAGGAUCUCUCGCGGGAAGAAAGGAGCACCGGGAGGAAAACCCGGUGUCCCGGUUAACGGUGAAGAGACACUGUCGUGCAACGGAAACGAAAGAAACAGGAGGACCGAUCCGAUCUGUCCGAUCGUCGAUCCUCGCCCUCCCCGCUCAGCCUCGACCGGGCUCUCUCUGUUCAAGUUCGAGAGAGCGAUACCGGAAUAUCGGGCUUCCGUUGGCCGAGUCCCGUGCGGCGAACAUGUUGUUGGAUCGUGUUUGAACUGAGAGGGAAAGCAUAGCUCGAAAAAUGGCGGAAAGCGCGGCGAGUCCGGGCACCGUGCAAGUCGCCGCGAACAGUCCCCAGCAACAGCAACAAUCGCAACAGCCGCAACAACAAGCGCCGCAACAAACGCAACAGAUCCAACAACCGCCGGAUAUAAGCAGCUCGCAGCUGGCGUCGCCACCAAUCACGGGCACAGGUACGAAUAGGAAACGAUCGAGAUCUUCCGCCCAGAUCGAAAUAAUCCCGUGCAAGGUGUGCGGCGACAAGAGCAGCGGCGUCCAUUAUGGCGUGAUCACCUGCGAGGGCUGCAAAGGCUUCUUCAGGCGGUCCCAGUCGUCGGUCGUUAACUAUCAAUGUCCACGGGCCAAGAAUUGCGUGGUCGACCGUGUAAACAGAAACCGGUGCCAGUACUGUCGGUUGCAAAAGUGCCUACGCCUCGGCAUGUCCAGAGAUGCCGUUAAAUUCGGACGCAUGUCGAAGAAGCAGAGGGAGAAGGUCGAGGACGAAGUUAGAUUCCACAGGGCACAAAUGAGAGCGGCCUCGGAGACGGCGCCCGAUAGCAGCGUGUUCGAACACCAGACGCCGAGCAGCUCGGACCAGCACCAUCCCUACAACGGAGGGUACACGUACGGCGGCAGCGAAUACGCAUCGCCCGGCCCCGGAACAGGUGGUUCGGGCUACUACAAUCAUCAGGCGAUGACGAACUACGAGCUUAGCGCGGAUUACGUUGACAGCACGACGACCUACGACCCGCGACCCACGCAGACGCAGGUCGGGGACACCGUCGCCCCUGAUACACCCUCCGCUGUCACCGCGACUGGGGUUCUUCCCAGCGUGGUUACCACCGGAAAGUCGCUGUCUGCCUCGACGACCGGAAGCAGCACGGGGGGUAGUGGUGGAGGUAGUAGCGGAGGCGGUGGUAACGGUGGUGGAUCCGGUGGUGGUGGCUCGGGAGGUGGAGGGAGCGGUUCUGGCACCGGCGGCGGUGCGGCCGCUGGCGGCGGCGGUGGUGCCGGUUCCCUAAGCGGGGGUGGAAUCGUUGCUGUGAAGCAAGAGACCACCGUCGAACUCGCCAACCUGGGCCACGGCUCGUACACGAUGGUCGACUCGACGACCUUUCUGAGCGGUCAGCAACAGAGGGUCAGCAAUCCAUCCGAGGACGACGAAGUGCCGAGUCUGCCCAGUAUGUCCCAUGCGAGAUAUCCCGCACAGAUCAGCGAGCUGCUCUCGAAGACGAUAGCGGAUGCCCACGCAAGAACGUGUCUGAUGACGACAGAAGAGAUCCAGGAGUCCUUCCGGAAGCCUCACGACCUCACCAGAUUGAUCUACUACAAGAACAUGGCGCACGAACAACUGUGGCUCGAGUGCGCCCAAAAACUAACCGCUGUUAUCCAGCAGAUCAUCGAGUUCGCCAAGAUGGUUCCUGGAUUCAUGAAGCUCUCGCAAGACGACCAGAUUGUUCUAUUAAAGGCUGGUUCCUUCGAGUUGGCUGUGCUACGUAUGAGCAGGUACCUAGAUCUCCAGCAGAACUGCGUCCUCUACGGCGACACCAUGUUGCCGCAGGACGCGUUUUACACGACGGACACAGCGGAAAUGAAGCUCGUUUCUUGCGUGUUCGAAAUGGCCAGGAGUAUCGCCGAAUUGAAGCUCACGGAAACGGAGCUCGCGCUGUACAGCGCGGCGGUUCUCUACAGUCCUGAUCGGCCAGGACUGAAAGGCCUCGCGGAGGUGUCGAGACUGUCACAGGCGGUAAUCAGGGCGCUGAGGUCGGAGCUGGACCGUAACCACCUGUCGCCGAUCAAGGGCGACGUGACGGUGUGCGACGCGAUCCUGGCGAAGAUCCCCCAGCUCCGGGAGAUCUCUCUGCUGCACAUGGACGCGCUCGCGAAGCUGAAACGGUCGCAGCCCCACCUCGACUUCCCAGCCCUCCACAAAGAGCUUUUCAGCGUUGACAGCUGAACGAUCGACGCGGCGCAGGGCGUCCCGACGCUGACGAACAAAGCGGUACGCGAGUAGCGCCGGGCCUUGCUCUGUCAAGGUGAGUUCCACCGUCCGGAAAGGAAACGACGGAGAAGGCGACGCGUGUCAACAGAAAGAGAAAAGAAAAGGGUGACGUCGCGACGACGCUACCUAGGAAGACAGAGCGAGAGAGCGAAAGAGCGAGAGAGAGAGAGAGAGCGAGAGCGAGAGAGAGAGAGAGCGAAAGAGAAAGAAAGUGAGAGAGAGAGAGAGAGAGAGAGAAUGGAUCGCGUAGGCGUGUGUUUAGGGCCGAUCGACGAACGACGGUCGAAGGGUGCGGAGAGAACGUGAUUGUGACGCAACGAGCUUGCUAAGAUUUUUGCCGAAGUUCUGAUUUGUCGAGGUCGUACGCCACAGGCACGCUUACCACCACACUACCUUUUUCUUUUUUUUCUUUUUUUUUUAAUUAUUUCUUUGAUCGUACUAUCGUAAACCCUACGUACUUCUUCGCUAGCUUCAAACGUAUCGCGCGCACGAGAACGCAUCGAAACCGAAGGGACAAGUUAAUGAGUUCUAUUAUAUAGUUCUAUGUAUAUGUAUACAUAUAAAUAUAUAUAUAUAUAUAUAUAUAUAUAUAUAUAU